GGAGGGCCCGUCGGAGCGGCCGCGGAGCAGCGCCGGAGAUGGGAGAACAACCCAUCUUCACCACGCGGGCACAUGUCUUCCAGAUCGACCCCAGCACCAAGAAGAACUGGGUGCCGGCCAGCAAGCAGGCAGUCACCGUCUCCUACUUCUACGAUGUCACCAGGAACAGCUAUCGCAUCAUCAGCGUGGAUGGAGCCAAGGUGAUUAUCAACAGCACCAUCACACCCAAUAUGACCUUCACCAAGACGUCGCAGAAGUUUGGGCAGUGGGCGGACAGCAGAGCCAACACGGUGUUCGGCCUGGGGUUCUCCUCGGAGCAGCAGCUGACAAAGUUUGCAGAGAAAUUCCUGGAGGUGAAAGAGGCCGCCAGACUGGCCAGAGACAAGUCCCAGGAGAAACUCGAGACCUCGAGCAAUCAUUCCCAAGAAUCUGGGUGUGAAACCCCGUCUUCUACUCAGGCAUCCAGUGUCAACGGGACGGACGAUGAAAAGGCUUCCCACGUGGGUCCUGCUGACACGCACCUGAAGUCUGAGAACGACAAGCUGAAGAUCGCUUUGACACAGAGCGCCGCCAACGUGAAGAAAUGGGAGGUAGAGCUGCAGACGCUUCGAGAGAGUAACGCCCGGCUGACAGCGGCGCUGCAGGAGUCGGCCGCCAGCGUGGAGCAGUGGAAGCGCCAGUUCUCGCUGUGCCGCGACGAGAACGAGCGGCUCCGGACCAAGAUCGACGAGCUGGAGGAGCAGUGCAGCGAGAUAAACAGGGAGAAGGAGAAGAACUCGCAGCUGAAGAGGAGGAUCGAGGAGCUGGAGUCCCAAGUGCGGGAGAAGGAGACGGAGUUGAAUGACCUCCGCAAACAAAGUGAAAUCAUACCUCAGCUCAUGUCGGAGUGCGAAUACGUCUCUGAGAAGUUAGAGGCGGCAGAGAGAGACAAUCAGAGCCUGGAGGACAAGGUGCGGUCCCUAAAGACGGACAUUGAGGAGAGUAAGUACCGCCAGCGGCACCUGAAGGUGGAGCUCAAGAGCUUCCUGGAGGUGCUGGACGGGAAGAUCGACGACCUGCACGACUUCCUGCGCGGCCUCUCCAAGCUGGGGGCCGACAACUAGGGGCCGCCGCGGGGCGGGACCGGGCGACCUCCCGCGUGCGUCGCUCGGUAAGUGCAGGUGCGGCUCGUCGCGUCUCGACGCCCGUGGUGCCGUCCGCUCUCCCCUCCGGAACAGACACCUCCCGCCUCCCUGACCUCGCGAGGCUGCGGACAUCUGGAAGAUUCUGACUCAGGAAUCCCGCGCUAGGUCUCCCUUAAACGUUUACGUAGUCUGGGCGGGGACGUUUAUCUUUCUUAAGGGCUGUUGCAACCGUACCAACUGAGCAAAGGAUUUUCUGUUCCAAAUGGGAACACCCUUUCCACCUCCUCUCUCUGGAGGAACGUUCAGAACACAUGAACGUCCGCCAGGCACCCACGCGCGGGGCACAGGGGUAACUCCUUCCCUCUCGGUAGGAAUCGGGAUGCUUUAAAGCCACCCCUUAGUGGAGGGUUGUCUGGAGGAAGCAAACAAGUCUGUGCUCGUAGAAGUCUCUCCCCCCUCCCACCACCCCCGGUUCGUAGGGUUGUGACAACGUUCCUUUCCUGGGUUUUAACUUCUGAGCAGAUUGCCGUGCUGUGGGGACAGCGUGCAGUGAGGGCGCCUAGCACAGUGCCUGGCACAAAG
Hyaena hyaena (striped hyena) is the source of this 1706-nucleotide messenger RNA. It is a transcript of the gene HOMER2, whose product is annotated as homer scaffold protein 2. Bases 39 to 1103 code for a protein of 354 amino acids. The record is from RefSeq and is a predicted model, not a curated record. Gene Ontology annotation, cellular component: postsynaptic density; dendrite; cytoplasm. Gene Ontology annotation, biological process: regulation of store-operated calcium entry; G protein-coupled glutamate receptor signaling pathway. Gene Ontology annotation, molecular function: G protein-coupled glutamate receptor binding. The transcript is spliced from 9 exons. NCBI's taxonomy places the organism in Eukaryota, Metazoa, Chordata, Mammalia, Carnivora, Hyaenidae.